AUGUCAGCCACUAACGACACUUCGGUAUUUGCGCUCCUGCCUCAACUACAAGACAUUGUCCCAGAUACUCGACCGCGGAGGAAGAAAGCGCGGACUCUCCGCGAGAGUGACUGGGAACCAUACAGAGACAGAAUUAUACAGCUGCACCUUACGGAAAGACGGCCGCUUCCUGAAGUAAAAAACAUGAUUGAACAAGAAACUGGAUUCGCUGCUGAGAUUCGUCAGUAUAGAUCUCGUCUGACUCAAUGGAAGCUGGAUAAGAAUAUCAAACCAGAAGAGAUGAAGGCCAUCGUAAGACAUCGCCAACAGAGGGGCCUUAUCGAUACAAAUAAGGGUAGUCUCAGGUUCCGUGUGAGAGGUCAAGAAGUCGAACCUCAAAAGAUUGAGAGAUGGAUGAAGAGACACGACCUUCGUGAGAGCAUGAUAUAUGCUCCAAGUCCUGCAGCAUGUCAGUUGCUUGGACCAACCCCUUCCGCUGUAAGCUACGCAACAAUUUCCGAAAUUGGAUCACCGGGAAUACGAUUGAUCCCUUCCCCGGGGGCCAUUCAAGAUGUCGAUAUGGAUAGCAACAACUCUCCUCCUACGCCUCGCCAGAAUAUCGGAAGCCCUCCCACUACACCACGACUAGCAAGCACGGAUCCACGUUUCGGACCUUUUGUGAAUCAGACCAACCAUGCAUACGUUUAUGCAAAAUGGCAAUAUGAGUAUACUAUACGCGAGUACGAGUUCGAGCGGGACAUUCCAGACUUUACUCUAGACCUCAGCCCAAACGUGUCUCAGGUUCUAGAAGCAACCUCAGAAUCACUUUCAUCCGUUCCUGACAAGCAAACUGUAAUAGUGAUCGGCAGAAGUAUAGCGCAAAUCCUGAUUCGGGAUUGGAUUGGCAUGCGUAUCUCGCUAGGUGCGCAAACAGACGUCAACUUGCAUUUCUAUAUCCAACAGGUCCCGUCCACAGAGACUGUCAAUGUCAGACUCUAUGUCAACGCGGGACUCUCACCACAGUCUUGGAUUAUGGGAUUUGAUUUGGUUAAAGACUUGCUGGCUACCCCACAUUGUAAGGCCGCUUGGACGUCUGGUACAUUCAGUCCUACUCACCUUCCAGAGUCUAUAAAGGGUUGGCCGUUAGUUGAGGUUCCAUGGGACGAGUUACAGCCUUUCUCGUGGGCUCAUUUAGUGAGCUAG
Molecule: messenger RNA, 1182 nt
Organism: Alternaria alternata
Lineage: Eukaryota; Fungi; Ascomycota; Dothideomycetes; Pleosporales; Pleosporaceae
Exons: 3
Coding region: 1-1182 (393 amino acids)
Source: RefSeq, a predicted model, not a curated record